This is a messenger RNA of Didymosphaeria variabile, 759 nucleotides long. RefSeq lists its product as uncharacterized. Bases 1 to 759 code for a protein of 252 amino acids. The record is from RefSeq and is a predicted model, not a curated record. The transcript is spliced from 3 exons. Lineage: Eukaryota; Fungi; Ascomycota; Dothideomycetes; Pleosporales; Didymosphaeriaceae.
AUGACUUCAUCUGCCGCCCAGGAAGAAUAUAACGAGCUGUUCCGCGACAAAGGCACAGAGACACGCCACCCAGAAGACAGGAACAACGACAGCGACCGUGACGAGCCCGAAAAGGAAGAGCGCUACUACGAGCACGACGACCCUGCUGAAGACACCGACGAAGAGCUCGGCAUUGAAGACUCCGCCAUGCGUUCCAACAACUACCACGUUCCCUCGAUCCGCUCAGAGGCCAACACGGGGCCCAAGGGCGUCAUCGCCGACGCCGCUGCCUUUGAAAAGGCCAAGAAGCAGGCUCGCCGCUUCACCUGGAAGAGGGACCAGCAACCCACAUCCUACACAGUCACCGCCUACCACGACGAGAAGCUGUCCUCAGACGAUGAGGAGGAUGGCUUCAUGAAGCAGUGGCGGGAGGCACGCCGACGGAUAUACGGCAACAUGCCCGGUGUCGACGGCGAGGGCUUCCUCGAGGCCAUAGAGAAGGUCGCACGGGAUACCGUUGUGGUCGUCUUCAUCUAUGAUGAUACGUCUGAGAUCUCCGCCAUGGUCGAGGAGCAAAUGCGCGAAGUAGCAAGACGCAAUGACACCACACGCUUCGUCAAGCUUCACUACGAGGACGCCGAGAUGGAGGUCGCUGGCGUACCCGCCGUCAUUGCUUAUCGCAACUCUGACAAGUUCGCCGGCCUGGUGCCGCUGAUGGACGAGCUUCCCGAGGAUUCUGAACUCACAGCCGUGAGCUUAGAAACCGUCUUCAGGCGGUGA